Molecule: messenger RNA, 510 nt
Organism: Malassezia restricta
Lineage: Eukaryota; Fungi; Basidiomycota; Malasseziomycetes; Malasseziales; Malasseziaceae
Product: protein Yae1
Exons: 2
Coding region: 1-510 (169 amino acids)
Source: RefSeq, a predicted model, not a curated record
AUGCGAGCAGUCGAAGAUGACGACUGGUUAGCAUCAGACGAGGACGCGGCGCAUGCGCCAAUGGAAACUCGAGACCGUAUCAAAAUGGAAAUGCAAAUGUACAAUAUGGGCUAUCGCGAAGGACUAGAAAACGGCAAACUAUCUGCGCUACAAACAGGAUUUGAUCAAGGAUACAACCAUACAGGUGUCGAAGCAGGGCUGGCUUUUGGUGAGCUUCGAGGCCAAGUAGAUGCCUUCAUCAGUUUCAUAAGGCAAGAAACAGCAUCAUCGGAGCAUAGUAAGCUGCUGGAGGAACUCUUUGCAGUAAGACAUGAGUUAUCAACCCUGACACUUGACGAUCUUGCCGAACCAGAUUGGGAAUAUGUCCAGCAUGAACUCGAACAUCAUACAUACGGUGGCUCUGUAACUUUAUCAUCAAAGCAGGCUGAAUGGGCGGCGCUUGGUAACCGCUUGGGAAGCAUUCGCACACGACUAGAAAAGUGCUGGCAUAUAUGGACUGAUGUUGAAUAG